Molecule: messenger RNA, 1683 nt
Organism: Theileria annulata
Lineage: Eukaryota; Apicomplexa; Aconoidasida; Piroplasmida; Theileriidae
Product: serine-threonine protein kinase, putative
Exons: 7
Coding region: 1-1683 (560 amino acids)
Biological process (GO): protein phosphorylation
Cellular component (GO): nucleus
Molecular function (GO): protein kinase activity; ATP binding
Source: RefSeq, a predicted model, not a curated record
AUGACUCACGACGGUGACGAAAAUAAAAUGUAUGAUAAUGAAAAAUUUAAUUCCGAUGAUGGAUAUUAUCGCAAAAGAGAUUCCAGUAGAAUAAAUGACCGUAGAAGGCCAAGCCGUAGAAGAUAUAGUAGCCGCCAUAUGUAUCAUUCCUCUAAUUAUAGACAUAAACGACAUAAACACUCCAGACAUAAAAGUUAUUCCAGUACCCCUUCCUAUAGUAGAAGUUUAACUCAUAAUACACCUGAACACAGUAAUUCUAUUGGCAGAACCCGUAGUAAAAGUAGCAAAACUGACCGAGAAAGUUAUAGCGGAAGCGAUAGCGAUCGAAACCAUAGAAGAUAUUCGAGAAGUUCAAGCGUAAAUCGCCGUCGCUAUAGAAACCAUAAUAAAUAUAGGCAUCGAGAUCGAUAUAGAGAUCGAGAUAGAAGAUAUAGCAGAAGAUCACAUAGACCCAGUAGAAGAAGAAAAUAUAGACGCAGUUACACCCUCUCAUAUAGGACUAAAUACUCCCAUCGAGAUAAAUAUAUCAAUAGGCAUAGAUAUAGUAAUAGAGAUAAGUAUACUGAUAGAGCCAAGUCACCCAAAGAUGAAAUAAUCCAUUUCAAGUGGGACAAGGGUAUGAAUUUAUCAGAGUACGUAGUCUUGAAUAAAGUGAGCGAUGGAACAUUUGGCAGAGUUUUAUUAUGUGAAAAGGCAGGUAAACAGUUUGCAGUCAAGGUCGUGAGAGAUGUUGAUAAAUACACCCAAUCAGCAAAGAUCGAAGCAGAUAUACUUCUGGAUAUAAAGAACUCGGAUGUAAAUUCCGAAAGUCAUUGCGUUAUAUUACAUGACAACUUUAUGUAUAGGAAUAGAAAUAUGUGCUUAGUUUUUGAGAAACUUGGACCUUCACUAUACGAAUUUUUGGAAAAAAACGAUUUUAAAGGGUUUUUUAUCUCAGACAUACAAAAUAUGGCAUAUCAACUACUGAAAGGACUGUCAUUUCUUAAGAAAAAACGUCUCGUUCACACGGAUAUUAAGCCUGAAAACAUACUACUAGUAUGUGGAAAAGACGACUUCAUAGAAGUCCCGUUCCCAAGAUCGCAUACUGGAAUGAUGACUAAAAGACCGGCAAUGUCAGAUAUUAAACUCAUUGACUUUGGAAGCGCUAUCUACGAGGAUGAAUAUCACAGCUCAAUUAUUAACACUAGACAAUACAGAGCCCCGGAAGUUAUUCUAGGUAAUAAUUUAUAUCUUAGUUUUAUGUUGAAUGAAAUUAGAGUGACGAUUUGUGUAGAUAUCGGAUGGAGCUACUCGAGUGAUUUGUGGUCACUAGGAUGUACAUUAAUGGAGUUGUACACAGGACAUUUGCUCUUUAGAACACAUAGCCAUAUGGAACACCUAGCAAUGAUGGAAAAAACUAUCGGUAAAUUCCCACAAGAAGUUAUAAGUUCCGCAAAAAAUACUCAAGGAAAAAACUAUAUUAAUCGCGAUGAACCCAGACUAGACUGGCCGGAAGGAUCAAAAUCAAAGUCAUCAGUCCAUAGAGUUGAGGAGUGCAAAACCAUAAUGGAAUUGGUGAAGCCUGAACACAGACUCUUUGGAGAAUUUAUCAGAUAUAUACUGAACUUGGACUCGAAUAAAAGACCAACACCGGAAGAGGCAAUGCAGCAUGAAUUCUUUACCCUUAAAUUACCAGAAAAUUAA